Messenger RNA from Erpetoichthys calabaricus (reedfish), 5467 nucleotides. It is a transcript of the gene st8sia1, whose product is annotated as ST8 alpha-N-acetyl-neuraminide alpha-2,8-sialyltransferase 1. The record is from RefSeq and is a predicted model, not a curated record. Gene Ontology annotation, biological process: N-glycan processing; oligosaccharide metabolic process. Gene Ontology annotation, molecular function: alpha-N-acetylneuraminate alpha-2,8-sialyltransferase activity. Bases 484 to 1521 code for a protein of 345 amino acids. Lineage: Eukaryota; Metazoa; Chordata; Cladistia; Polypteriformes; Polypteridae. The transcript is spliced from 5 exons.
GAAACGCGGCUUUGUUCAGCGGGACGCGCUUGCAUGCACUGUGCACACUCAUUUUACAUUUUGUGCCAUUGCAAUGUAAAGAGGCGGUAACAUUUAUAAGAAUAAUUCUAAAAGCUCUCAGCGAUAUUAUUCUUUCAUUUCACAUAUUAUGGGUAGAUUGUGCACAGAGUAAAGGUUAUUAAGAAGUGAGGAGCACUGCGGAUGGUUGGCAUAGAAGAGGCGAUGCAAAGACCGCUGGGGAUGCGGGCGACACGCGCGGAGUCUGUGUCUGAACGGAUCAGCGACAGUGCUGAAAACAGGAUCCUAUCGCAUACAUGAUUCUUUGGGAUAUAUAAAGUACUGCCGAGGUUCUAAUACUAAUCCUAAAUCCAGACCACCUUCCUUUUUUGCGACAGACAUUAAACAUGAAGUAUUCGUCCCUAUAACGGUGAUGAUCAGUGUCCUUUCCUUUGGCGGUUCCACAGCACAGAUUCAGUUGAUGAAAUGAAAGGAUCUGCUUUAAAUUCCAACGGCAUAUUAAGAAUGAUUUCAAAAUUCCCCAGAAACAAGUUGCCCAUGGGGGCAGCUCUAGGCAUAGCAGUGCUAUAUUGGCUCUACAUUUUUACACUGUACAGGAUUCCCAGCGACAAGGAGAUCGUGAAUGAAGUCUUGCGACAGGGAAACGUAUGGAAGAAAAAUCUUACGGCAGCCUUGAUGUUCAGGAAGCAGUUAGAGGAGUGCUGUGACCCCAAGAACCUCUUUGCUGUGACCAAACAAAACACCCCACUGGGCUCCACCCUUUGGUAUGAUGGCGAGUUCUUUCAUUCUCUCUCAGUCAACAAUGACACCUACUCCCUCUUCAUAAAGGAGACCCCGCUGCAGCAGGCCUUAAAGAAGUGUGCAGUGGUUGGCAAUGGUGGGAUCCUGAAGAACAGCGGUUGUGGAAAGCACAUCGAUAAGGCUGAUUUCAUCAUGCGGUGUAACCUACCACCCUUGUCCAAGGAAUACAUUCAAGAUGUGGGAACCAAGACACAGUUGGUGACAGCCAACCCAAGCAUUAUUGAAAAAAGAUUUCGGAACCUUCUUUGGUCCCGGAAGGCUUUUGCAGAAAGUGUUAAAAUCUACGGGUCAAGCUACAUCUACAUGCCUGCAUUUUCAAUGAAGCCUGGCACUGAUCCCUCCAUUCGUGCAUUUCACACGCUGUCUGACAUUAAUGCCAACCAAACCGUCCUGUUUGCCAAUCCAGAGUUCCUUUGGAAUGUUGGAAAGUUCUGGAAAGCAAGAGGAAUCCAUGCAAAGCGACUGUCUACUGGUUUGUUUUUAGUUAGUCUGGCCUUGGGGUUAUGUGAAGAUGUGACACUUUAUGGCUUCUGGCCUUUCUCAGUGGAUCUUAAUGAACAAUCCAUAAGUCAUCAUUAUUAUGACAACGUUCUGCCUUAUUCUGGUUUCCAUGCCAUGCCAGAAGAGUUUUUACAGCUUUGGCUCCUCCAUAAAAGUGGCACUUUAAGAAUGCAUGUUGGGCCCUGUCCCGACGAGGUUUAAUAACCAUCUUUUUACGGAACAAUGAAAAUUGUCUAUCCUGUGCAUUUUUGCCAAACCAGCCACUAGAAUGUGCAAGGAAUAUUCCAUCCAUUUUAUUUAAAUUAUUUUUGUUUACAUUAGAAAUUGGGAUUACAUUCUGAAGUUAAUCUGUUUACACUAGAACGACCAAGGAAGUUUUUUGUUUUAUCAGAAUUUGUGUUUAUUUUCUUAUUGUGUCUGAAAUGAAUAGGAUUUCUUUGCUUGUUUUUAAAUUAUAUUUGUAAAAGGCGCUAAGAGCUGCAAAACAAGUUUCAAUCAAUCAAGAGUUAACGCAGUCCCCUUUAUUCUAUCUAAAAGCCAUUAAGAAAGCAACAACAACUGGCUUCAAAAACAAGCCAAAGUUGUAAUUCACGGUAAAUCAGUCAGUUCAAAGCCGCCAUUGUGCUGACUGCCACCUUUCUAUGACUACAGUGAUAAAAGUGUUUUUUUUGGUAUUUUACCUCUUUUUUCAUUUUUUUAAGCUCUGUUUUCACUUUUUAUUUCAAGUUUGUCUUUAGCAGAUUGGAGAACUAAGCAUUUACAUACGUGUAAAGUAGUAUCUGAUGGUGUUGAAAAGCAUCACUUUGUAGAGAGGAGCUAAUGGGAUUGUCCACCUGAGGACAAAUAACAGAAGACAUACUGUGCUGUUUCAGAGCUCACAACAUAUCAGAAGAACAAAAUGGUAGGCAUUAAAUCAGGUUAGAAAACAAAACUGACUCAGUGAGAACUGGUCAAACCAUAAUCUCAAUGUAAAAUAUAUUGUUCAUAUUAUUAUUUGGCAGAUGAUUUAGUACAAAAUCAGGGUAUGUCACAGAUUUGCAAAUACUGUAUUAUAAGUGGACUUGUUCAGGACCACACAAUGAGGCAGGGACUGAACCAGCAUUCUUGUGACUUAAAGUCCAGUUGAAAAAGCCUCCUGAAAAUCAUAUUUUGCUUCAUCAGUCCACAUGAGUAUCACAUUAUCCUACCAAUCUCUUGGUGGGGCUGGAACACAUCACCUUACCGCGGACCUAAAAAGUCCACUGCUCUGUCCAUUAGGACCCAACGUUAAAAACCAGACACUUGCACCCUUAAGGCCUAAUGAGCAGGAGCACUGCAUGAUCAUAUGGUGAAAAUGAUAUUCAUCAAGUAAUCAGAAAGUAAAUGAGUUGACACUAGUGGGGGCCUGACGGGUCUGAGGAGACCACUAAAUGUUCACCAGGCAACAUAUGGGAUGACACAGCGACAGCCUCAAGUUCAGCUCAAAUGGAGACGUCCACACCAGCUGCUUUUUGCCAGUCGCUUUCUUUCAGUUUCUUUUCUGCUUGAAGGAAAUUCAGUUUUCCUUAACCAGCAUGUGGCAGGUAUAACAAAUUCGAAUCUGUCAUGGAUGGUGGAAGAUGCAUUUGCAUUUUAAGUAACGUGUUUCUGAUAUCGGCAGAUAAUGUAUACAAGAACUAUUGUGAAAAACGAGCAGUUUUGUUCAAUUCAAGUUUCCUGGCAUGAAUCUUGAUUUUAUAUGCAGCGAUUCACAGAAUUCUCCAUCACACAGCAUUGAACAGAACAAAUAAAAUUGUUGUCUCUCUCACUCUCUACCAGUUUAAUGGCCAUUUUGUGGGCCCCCCAAGAACUUCAGGGGUUAUUGGAUUUAGAGUUUCUUUGAUCAACUUCCCUUAGUCGCCUUUAACAACAUGCCGGUGACCUUAUUCUAACUCCAGGUUCAAGGGGUAGCAAAUAAGAUUACUGUAGACUAUUAAAUUAAAAAGAAAAACUUUAGUGCAUAUAAAAUGAAAUAAAUAUUUAAUUUAGCAUUUUUAUUGUUGCUGUUUUACAUUUUCAAUGAUUUUUUAAAAAGAAGAAUUACAGAACCUCUCCCACAUCUGCACUAGGUAUUUAUUUAUUUUCCAUUGAGUUUUUUUAUUUUUUAUUUAAUAUACUUUCUGGCCAGUUUGUAGCUUGUUCGAUAUACUAUUCUUUAAGCACUGAAUACCUUUAACCUGUUCUUUUAUAGCUGUCUUUUCAUUAACAUGGCUAAUAUAACUGUCCAUUAUAUGGAAUACCCACUUAAGUGUAUGUUAUAGUUAUUUUUCUUUUUUAUUUAUUUAUUGUUAUGUAUUUAACACUGUAUUCUAUUUGACUCUACCUAUUUAUAAUAGGUACACAAAAACAUUGGUCGUUCUAGUGUAUUCUGAACUGUGAAUGCUUUAUAAAUUAGUGUUAAGCAGAUUCAGCUAUUUCAGUCUGGAUAUUUCUGAGAAGGGCUUUGGAAUUGCACCAUCUGCAUUAAUUGCUCUGCAAACAUGCCAAAAAAGGUUGUUUUUUUUAAUUCCAGAAAAUUCUUUUUGUCUUUUAGAAGGCUGCUGUCCAUUACUGUUUUCAUCGUAUAUAUAAAUGUGCAAAAGGACUGGUAAAUUGUUGAUUACUUUUUGUUGCAUUCCCAUCGCCACACAGACCUGUUUUAUAACAUGCAUUUUAUUCCAGUUUUAAAUAAUGUGAAAAAUAAAGCUAUUUUUUUUUGUUUUGAGACAUGUAAAGUGUGCAUUUUGGCAGACAUUUUACAAUAACUGAAUUAUUUAGUGAGCUAAACUAGUUUAGGGUACUUUCAUUUGGACAGUGACUUUAGACUGUUUCUUUAUUGUUCUAUACUGUAGAUUAUAUGGAAUGUUGUGAAGAAACGUUGCCCAUUUGUUUUCAUUUUUUGGAGCAUUGCACUAUGUUUUAAUUCUGUUUUAUGAGAUGUUGUUUUUUAUUUUCAGAUUUUUUUUUUGUUGAUUAUAUAUUAAUGUGAGGCUGUUAUGUAUGUGUAAUGUGUCGGCUCAACAGUAAAAGCAUUAUACAUGAUUCAAGCAGCAUGUCUUAUGCCAUGCUUCUAUAAAAUGAAGUUUUAACAGAUGCAGGCCAUCUGAGGUUAAUUUGAAAUAAAGCAUUAUAAUAAUUCAAAAGACUUAAGGCAAAAAAAAACAACUUAACAGAAAGCCAUAGUUUUAUUAUUUUUUUGCUUUUUCAAAUUCAUAAUUUUAUCAUAUUUUCUGAUUUUUCAACAUUUUAAUCCAGCCAAUGUUUGUCUCUGAGGGGGUCAUUCCUUUAAUAGUAGCACGCUGGGAACUGUCUAGAUGUUUCGGACAUUUCCACGUGUUUUGAGGUUUCAACGUUUUGAUAAAGAAAUGUUGGAGUUUGCCUUUUAGGCACUUAAAUUUUUGUUGAAGCAUGGUAGUAGCUCUGAUAAAAUGUAAGAAGUGUGAACUAUUAGACACUGGGGAUAUCUGAGCUAAGCCAUGCUUUUUACAUUUCAGAGUAAACCAUAGUAGCUCAGUGACAAAAAAAAAUGUCAUACAUGUGCAAAAAUUAGUUUUACGCAGUAUUAAUGUACAAAAAAAUAAUAGAUGUAGGUUGUGCGUUUUAGCAGAGCUGUGUUUAUCUCUUCCUCAAGGGCAUUAAAGAAUGUAAAAAAAGAGUCAUCUGGCAGCCAUGAAUUCUCUUGGCCAACAUUAUCUGUCUAUUAUGAAAAUCUCAAGGAAUUCGGUGGUUUACUUAGUUUUUAGGAAGACUGAUGGUUGUCUACAAAUGUUGUGAUGAAAUUUAGAAACGGUCAGUGCCCAAGCAGAGCCUCUGGUUCGUCAUCCUUCACAUGGUGCUUCCAGGAUCACUCCAUUGAGCUGUGGACUGCUUCUUUAGUGUUUUCCUUUUACGCAGAGUAAUACUGAAGUAUCAUGAAGGUCACAGUAGUUUUUGAGCCAAUGACUAGAUUUUCAUCUACGAGAACAUUGUGUUCUGUUUCCUCUUUAAAAAAACGGUACCUUUGUGAACCAAGGCAUACAAGGGGUAAAGGAGUGAUUUACUUGAGAUGCACUGCUUUACUUUAUUAAAAAUAAUUAAAGCUAUGUCAGGCUAAACCAGAAGUACUUUGACUACCUCAUGAGUAUAGCAGGAUACAUCAAAAGAAACUCCA